Molecule: messenger RNA, 3229 nt
Organism: Athene cunicularia (burrowing owl)
Lineage: Eukaryota; Metazoa; Chordata; Aves; Strigiformes; Strigidae
Gene: LRRC9
Product: leucine rich repeat containing 9
Molecular function (GO): protein binding
Source: RefSeq, a predicted model, not a curated record
AUGGACUUAAAGAGCAUAACAGUUGCAUUUAAUUUCCAGUACGCAUCUGAUGGAUUGUUUUAUGAGAAUAUUGAUCAAGAGGUAAAAACAACAUCACUGGGGAUGUUUUUCUCAGGUUAUCCCAGAAUUGUAAGCAUGAAACAUUGCCCAAAUGUAAUUACUCUCAUUUUCACUGGACAAAAUAUUCAGAAGUGUUCAGACCUGGAGUAUUGCCUGUUGCUAGAGCUGUGGAUUGCUGAAUGCUGUUUAGUGAAAAUAGGUGGUCUACGAAAAUGUGUAAAUUUGCAAAAAGCUUAUCUUUGUUACAAUAACAUUUCCAGAAUUGAAAAUUGGGAAGCCCUGACAAAGCUGAAUGUACUUUGGUUGAAUAAUAACGUGAUCAAGAAUAGCAAGGGUUUACAUACUCUGCAGAAACUGCAAGAGGUCAACCUUGCUGGAAUCUUAAUAGAAAACAUAGGAAGAAUAUCAACAGCCAAGUUUCUACUUAAUGUGUUGCAGGCGAUCCAUUUCCAGUUUCAGUUCUGCCAGGUUCAUAAUUAUUUGAAUCUGGUGUCUCAAGACUCAGAAAAGAUGGAAUCUCUGUCUUAUGUAUGCAACCCUGAAUAGCCAGUUAAGGAAAAGCAGCUGCUACAAAUGCUGGAGAGAAAUUGUGACUGCAGCCAUUGGCACUGUGAGUGGCUUGUGUCUGACCAUGAACUGGUCCUGCCAGAACAUGUUGCCAAGUUUGAGUAAAUUACACUGGUUUUGAAUUUGAAUGGGAACAGCCUGAGCAUGCUGCAGGACGUCUCUAGACUUGAAACACUUCAAAAGCUUAUCAUCAACUUUAAUGAAUUUACUUCCUUAAAUAACAUUUAUGACCUGCCCAGCGGGGAAUGUUUUGAUGCAAGCCAUAACCAUGUGAUCACUUUUGAGGGCAUUAGAGGCUUAGGCAAACCUGAAGUUCUUCAACCUGAGCUGGAACUGAAGGAGUCCAGGGAAGAUACAAACAUCUUACAUAAAUACACUCCCAACUUACUCAGUCUUGACAUCACACACAACCCAUGGCAUAAGCACAGCUGUGUUGGCUGGACCUUUGCCAGCCUCAUUUACCUGAAUGUCACUGGCCUAUUAAAGACUGUCACUAACCUUGAUGGAGUCCUGAUUUUUAAUGAAGUUGCAGAAGCAUUACAAUGUAUUGCAGGAUCAAAGAUGACCCAGGUGUCUCUGUUAGAAUAUACUAGGACUGAUGAAGAAAAAACUCCCAUUCUCAGUGUAUUUCCUUGCACUAAAAUUCUGUCUCAAAUUUGCAAGAUCAAGAUCACUGUCUUAAAUCUGGAUGAUCCCCUCUUCAAAAUUUCCGACUUGGAAAAACUGGAGCAUUUAAGAUGGGCAUCGUUUAGCAACAACACGCUUGCAGCAAUAGAAAGACUAAUGUAUUGUCUUAACCUCGAAGACCUCACUUUAGAUGAAAACUACUUUUCAACACUAGAUGGAAUUUCAAAGCUCAGUAAACUUACAAGGCAUACUGUAAAUAAUAACCAUUUUAUCAGCCUCAAAAAACAUGUGUUUGAAAAUCUGUCUUAUCCUCAUUACAUUUCCAUUGAGAACAACAGAAUCAUAUUUUUAGUUGAUUUAAAGAAAAUUUACUCCCUAAUAGAGCUAUAAUGAAGUAAUAACUUCUUUUUUUUUUUUUACCAAACAAGAGAUACAUCAUUUAAAAACUCUGUAAAACUGUGUGAUAGCACAAAGGCUUUUAAGAAACAAGAUCACUACUGAUUAUUUGUAUUAUUCCAUCUUCCCUAUCUCAAAGACUUAGAUGGCACUGCAGUAGAAUCAACAGAAGGAGAGAGUGCAAAAGGCAGCUUCACCUCAGACAUGAUUGCAGAUAGACUGGGACAUUCAGACACAGAAAUGCAAGAAUUAAAUUGGACAGCUUCUAAUAUCAGGUCUGUAGAGCUGGUACUAGCAGACCAAUUUAGAAAUGUCUGUUGCAUGAACUUGAAAAAUAAUCUCACGUCUUUCAGUGGUUUAAUCUUCCUUCCUAAUGCCAAGGUGUCUCUGAACUACAAUUGCAUAGAAUCAAUUCUGCCUGAACAAAAGCUGCCUAAUCAGGUAACAAAUAGGCAGCAGCUGUACUGAAAGGUGACCUCUCACAGCUAUGGACAGGAAGGACUUGAAAAAGAAACUUCUUUUAAUGUCUCACUAAGUGGAUACUAUCUUUUUAAUGAUUGUUGCCUUCUUUCUCAAUUUAAGGAUGCAGAAUUUGGAGAAAACCUGCCAGUGAAAAUGAAGAGUUUGGAAGAUUUUAAUCUGGACUAUAAUGGAAUCACUAACAUGGCCCAGCUACAGUUUAGCAGGCUAAACCACUUGAAACUUCUGUUUUUGCAGCGAAAUUACAUCAGCCAAAUUGAAGUACUUGAAGGUCUCCAGUUUCUACAGGAAUUGGUAUUUGACCAUAACCACAUUAAAAGGAUUUCACAGUCUUUUGCUAGUCAGAAUGGUUUUCUGACUCUUCAUCUGGAGCAAAACCACUUAUGAGAACUGAACUGUUUACAACCUUUGGUAAAAUUACAGAAACUCUUUCUGGACUUCAACAGAAUUCAAGAAUCAUCUGAGCUUGAAAAACUUCAUGUUAUUCCCAGUCUUAGGGUGCUCUCAAAACAUGCAAACCCAAGAGAGGCUGUGCAGGGAGAAUAUCCAUGUAUAUUUUGUGUUACAGGUAAGUCUAAGAACACAGGAAUUAUAGCAAAUAUUAGGAGCAUCCACGCAGAAAGAGCUCUUAGGCAAGCCAAAGGAGCAGCAACUAAUCUUCUAAACCAUUUGGUGCAUCACAGUGCUGCUUCUUGAACCAGUCAGCUCCAUCAGGGCAACACAGAAAAUGUGGGCAGGAGGAGAAACAAUCCACACAGGAAGGCAAAGCUCUUACAAGACUGCCUUUCACCUCAUUUUACUUCAAAAAUGGAUUUGCUUGAAUUUUCCCAUUCUGUUAGAGAGCUGGUAAUGAGCUGUUUAAUGUACAAAGGCAUGCACUGUUUGAUGUACAAAAGGAGACUGAAUCCUUGCUUAAUGUGCAAAACAACUUGGCUUUAACACUGGAGUCUCCACUAUGGUACCCUGCUUAAAACAGAACAUCAUGUUUGUUUGCCUUUCUAAAUAUUAAGAACUUCAUGGCUUCAUUUUGUUCAGGUUUAAAUAUUAUAGUUUAAAUAUUAUAGUUAUAAAUUAUAUUUCAACAGAAGGCAAAUUCUAC